Molecule: messenger RNA, 664 nt
Organism: Amoebophrya sp. A25
Lineage: Eukaryota; Dinophyceae; Syndiniales; Amoebophryaceae
Source: the annotation of a GenBank genome assembly
CAACAUCAUGCUAUCCCUCGAACGCCAGCGCCACCCGUAGAUCAUACUGGUUCUUCCAGUGCUGGGCCAGGUAGUAAUGUAGGAGUUUCUGAAAUUACUCGUCAAAUACAGACUGUCGCUCCGAACGUGCCUGAGCAAGGAACAAGUACUACUGCUACUGCUGGGGUUGCAAUGAUUGCGGCCUCUGCAGCUGGAGUUGCAGGCGCAGUUGCAAAUGGAAGCGCCGUAGUAGAAGCUCGAAAUGCGGGGGCUGCUGGUGCUCCUCCGCUACCGUUGAAGCGGUUCACUAGGACUAGCGUUGCAGAUCCAGGAUCUCCGGAUCUUUUACCAGAACUGUGCAAUUCUGCUGAGGUUGCAUCACUCGGUGUUCACGGCUGGCGCCAACAGAAGGCGAACAAGGACUUGCUGAAGCUCAAGGAGAUGUCAGCUGAGGAAAAGUUUCUGCGUCUCUUUGGUUUUCUGGCAGACUUCUCUCAGUUUCCUCGUGCCACCAUCACGCGGCUGGAGCCCACAACACCACGAGGGAGGAAUCCUAGCAUGAUAGCGAAGUACUCUCCUCACGCGGCACUUGGAGAUGAGCUGCUGAUUGUGUGCGAGGUCUACGUCUCGAAAAUCGCUGAUCCUGAAUGGGCGCAGCCUCACAAGGAAGAAACUGAAGAAAAAG